AAUGAAUUCAAAUUUUCUCGGUUCACUUUUCAGCGUUUUAGAAUGCGUUGUGGCGGGAGUAGGGUCCUGCGGCCUUUUGCCGUCUAUUCAAACGAAUUUAUUUUUAUUGAUUAUCGAACGUAACUGAAGUGUUUUUUGAGUACCUAUAAAAUAAUACGUGUUAGUUGUUACUUCUUAAGAUUUCCGUAUGCUUGUCAGUAUCAUAGAGCUAAUGGAUCGAUAGAUAAAAUGGCUCAGAAAACGAUUUUGUCUUUCUUUGGUAGCCUUCAGUCCAAGAAAGCUCUCCAAGAUGCAUCUCGAGGAGCUGCACGGCUCAUCAGCAAUUGUGAUAGCUCUUCUGUAGAAUUGGCUAAAUCUGAAACAAAAAGUCCCUCUAAGGAUUCAAAUACUUCAGAUGAUUCACUGCACGAACCCACUGCUGGGUUUACUGCCUCUUCUGUGCCUCCGUUGAGAUUGACAGCUGAGAAAGGGAAGAGAAGAAGGAGAAUAGUUGACUCCAGUGAUGAGGAAAAAGAAACUGUCAAGAAAAAAACAAAGGAUGAAUCAGAUUCUUCAAAGAUGGUCAAGAACUCUGGUAAAUCUCUUGACAAUUCAGAGCCUCCAAAACUGAACAGCAGUGAAGCUUCUACUCGCCUGAGGACUGCCAAUGUCUCUUACCACGAUUUCUUCCGUCAAUUCAAAGCUCCAGAUCACAGUAAGGAUGAUAGCAAUCCAGCUGCUGAUGAGACUUCACCUGCAACUCAAGCUAAUUCUCCUAAAAUUAAAUCUCCUAUGAAAAGAUCAAUUACAAUUGAUUCACCUAAAGUUGAAACCCUCAAGGUUGAAUCUUCCUUAGACAAGCUUCCUGAAGACAAAGUUGAAUCUCCUAAGGUUGCAUCAAAAAAGAAAACCAAGAAGAAAACUAAAAAACCUGGUCGACUGAGCAAGGACGAUUCUCCUGAUGGCAAUAAGGAUGACAAGAGUGGUGACGUUGCUGAGAAAUCAACGCCGAGUCCUGUGAAAACAACAAUUAAUCCAUUUGCUGCCUGUAGCAGUACUACUGCUGCCCCUGGCGUGGCAUAUAAUCCCGCCAAGUCUAACUACCAUCCAGUUUCUGAUGCAACUUGGUCUAGGGAAGAGAAAGUACCCUACUUGGCGCUUGCUACAACUUUCCAACACAUUGAAGAAACCUCUGGCAGACUUCGAAUUAUAGAAAUCCUGAGCAAUCUUCUGCGUUCCAUCAUAGUUCUGUCUCCUGAUGACCUGCUGCCCACCAUAUAUUUGUGUCUCAACUCUGUUGCGCCAGCAUUUGCUGGUGUGGAACUGAACGUGGGCGAAGGUAUCUUGGUGAAAGCCAUUGCUCAGAGCACAGGACGCAGUGUUGACUGCAUCAAGGCGGACACUAAGCAGCUGGGGGACUUGGGCAAGGUGGCUGAGGCCAGCAAGAGCAACCAGCGCAUGAUGUUCCGGCCUGCCAAACUUACCAUCAACUCGGUCUUCCAAAAACUCAAGGAAAUUGCAACUAUGACUGGAAAUUCGUCGCAAGCAAAGAAAGUGGACAAGAUCAAGAGUAUGUUUGUGGCGUGCGUUGAAUGUGAGGCACGUUACCUCAUCAGAUCGUUGGGCGGCAAACUGAGGAUUGGAUUGGCUGAGCAGUCAGUUUUACAGGCUCUGGCACAAGCGUGCUACCUCACCCCUCCUGGUCAAGAACAUCCAGCCAAAAUUCUGAAUGCCGGCAAAGGUCUAUCUACCGAAAGCAUUAAAGCUAAAGUGGAGGAACUCGCUCUCAUCAUCAAAACAACUUACUGUGAGUGUCCGUCGUAUGAUCUAAUGAUCCCGGUGCUGCUGUCGUCUGGGGUGCUGUCUCUGCCGGAGCACUGCAAACUCACGCCUGGUAUGCCCCUCAAGCCCAUGCUGGCUCAUCCCACCAAGGGCGUCUCUGAAGUUUUCAAGCGAUUUGAAGACAACAAGUUCACUUGUGAAUAUAAGUACGAUGGAGAACGUGCUCAGAUUCACUUGUUGGAAGAUGGCAGUGUGCGCGUGUUCAGCCGCAACCAAGAGGACAACACAACCAAGUAUCCUGACAUCAUUCAGCGUCUCCAGUCAUCGCUUGGGCCAGAUGUAAAAACGUGUAUCUUGGAUACGGAGGCUGUUGCAUGGGACAAAGAAAAAAAACAAAUACUUCCCUUCCAAGUUCUCAGCACACGCAAGCGAAAGGACGUCAAAGAAAGUGACAUCAAAGUGCAGGUGUGCGUUUUUCCUUUCGACUUGCUGUACCUGAACGGCCAGUCUCUUGUACGAGAGCCUUUUGAGAAACGGCGGACUUUGCUCCGUGAGAACUUUAAAGAAAUUGAGGGCGAGUUCACAAUGGCUAAAAGUAUGGAUUCUACAAACACUGAAGAUAUUCAAGAGUUUUUGGACGAGAGCAUCAAAGGAAUGUGCGAAGGGCUGAUGGUUAAAACCCUUGAUGUGGACGCCACUUACGAGAUAGCAAAGCGCUCACACAACUGGUUGAAGCUCAAGAAAGAUUAUUUAGAUGGCGUAGGCGACAGUAUUGACGUGGUGGUCAUUGGGGGUUACAUGGGGAAAGGAAAACGCGCGGGUCAGUACGGUGGUUUUCUGUUGGCUUGUUACGACCCUGAUAACGAAGAAUUUCAAUCGAUCUGCAAGAUUGGUACUGGCUUCACCGAUGAGAGUUUGGCGCAACAUUCUGCGUUUUUCAAGGAACAUUGCAUUGACAGUCCGAAGUCGUACUACAGAUACAACAGCGCCGUGGAGCCCGACCAGUGGUUUGACGCCGUUCAGGUGUGGGAAAUCAAGUGCGCAGAUUUGUCCGUGUCGCCCGUGCACACGGCAGCGGCAGGCGUCGUGGACCCUGAGAAGGGCAUAUCGCUGCGCUUCCCGCGCUUCAUACGCGUCAGGGAUGACAAGUCCCCUGAGCUUGCAACCUCUGCGCAGCAGAUUGCGGACAUGUACAACAGCCAGGACCAGAUCAAAAACAGCGCAGCGGAAGCCAAAAAUAGCGCUGAAGACUUCUAUUGAUUGAGGGCUCAGAAGCAAGUGUUGUUGAUACAUGCAAGUUUCUAUCCCUAAGAAGUAGAUACCAUAACCUCUCUUAAUUAUCAUGUAAACAAUCAGGCAUAAUCGAUAUCAUAGAUCUUCAUAGGUUAAUAAGGCUCUCCUAAAGAUUUUUAGCUUGCAUGAACAAAAUAUAUGUUUGGCACAUAUCAUUUGUAUUCACAGUAUCCGACAUUGUGAAAACAUUCUAAUGAACAUUCAAUAAAAAUCGUUUUUUCAGAAAGCGGGCGUUGACAA
This is a messenger RNA of Hyalella azteca, 3294 nucleotides long. It is a transcript of the gene DNAlig1, whose product is annotated as DNA ligase 1. Lineage: Eukaryota; Metazoa; Arthropoda; Malacostraca; Amphipoda; Hyalellidae. Gene Ontology annotation, biological process: Okazaki fragment processing involved in mitotic DNA replication; DNA recombination; lagging strand elongation. Bases 229 to 3021 code for a protein of 930 amino acids. The record is from RefSeq and is a predicted model, not a curated record. The transcript is spliced from 18 exons. Gene Ontology annotation, molecular function: DNA ligase (ATP) activity; ATP binding; DNA binding. Gene Ontology annotation, cellular component: mitochondrion; nucleus.